This is a messenger RNA of Anthostomella pinea, 519 nucleotides long. NCBI's taxonomy places the organism in Eukaryota, Fungi, Ascomycota, Sordariomycetes, Xylariales, Xylariaceae. The record is from the annotation of a GenBank genome assembly.
AUGGGUCCCGGCGAUGGAGACGACGGAGGCGACGACGGAGGCACCCAGUACAACCCUUUCGCCUGGGUCCUCGUACCUAUCCUAGUUUUUGGUCUCAUCGCGGCGCUGCUGACCUGCUUCCGCUACCGACGUCGGCGCAGAAUGCUUGCCGCUUACGGUCAAAACGUGCUAGCCCAAGACAUUGAGGCCAACGGACAGAAUCAGAGACCGCGCGGGCCGGGGAGGGGUAGGCGAGUCGGCCUGUUGGGCAUGGGAAGUAGAGACGAGGGUCUGAAUGAGCUCGGCGAGGCGCCUCCUGCAUACCAGACUCAGAAGCGGCCAGAGGAUGUCGAGCUGACGCCGUUGGAGAGCGUUGCUACCCCGGCAGUCACGGCCACGACGGAACGAGCGGGGAUGAGUGGUGGUCCGCCUGGGUAUGAGGAGACGACGGGACAGAGAACUGGCACGACGACAACCUCGGAACCGACGACAACCUCGGAACCCGCGGCACCGCCUCGAGCGGUAUUGGCUUCGAGCUAG